Molecule: messenger RNA, 914 nt
Organism: Anopheles cruzii
Lineage: Eukaryota; Metazoa; Arthropoda; Insecta; Diptera; Culicidae
Product: peroxisomal membrane protein 11B-like
Exons: 3
Coding region: 169-843 (224 amino acids)
Biological process (GO): peroxisome fission; regulation of peroxisome size
Cellular component (GO): peroxisomal membrane
Source: RefSeq, a predicted model, not a curated record
CAUUCUUAUUCCAAAGGAACGAGGUGAACUUUGUAACUUAUAACGUUAGUUCUUGCAUUAACAUUCGCCACCAGUGAUCUUGCAUCGCGUUUCGCUCAAGUGCACAAAACCACUAUUUAUUACGCAGGAUUCUGUACACAGCUUUGGCGUAAACCUAUUUACGAACAAAUGGAUUUAAUCAUUAAAUUAAACAGCCAAACAGUGGGGAAAGACAAAAUUGCAAGAUUAGUCCAGUACUCGUGUCGUGCAUUAUGGGCUAGCAAAGAGGCCAACAAUCUUGGUGCGAAGACGACCGAGUCCAUUCAAGUACUGAAAUUAAUUGAAGGCAUCUUAAGCUCUUUCCGCAAACUGCUUCGGUUUGGAAAAGGGUUUGAGGUGCUUUAUGCCGCCGGUUCUAGCGUGGAAAUGAAACAACUAUCUCAGCAGUUGUUUAUUGUGCUCGGGAAAGUUUCCUCCGGCCUAUUCUUGCUGGCCGAUCACGUCGUUUGGUUAUCGCGAUCCGGUAUCAGUAAAGGGGUGGACGCCACGGAAUGGUUAGCCCGUUCGAACCGGUUUUGGUUAAUUUCGAUCGCGAUGAAUCUGUGCCGCGAUUUGCAGGAACUUUAUCGCCUGACCGUCUACUACAGCAGGUCCAACAUUCGCAACCUAGCUCGAACUGUGUCGGUUAUUUACAACGAAAACAAACCGUUGGUCGUUGAUACGGUGAAGAAUGUUUGCGAUAUUUUCAUCCCACUCAAUGGACUCGGUUACGUGAAAGUUUCGAACCAAACCAUCGGUAUUCUGGGGGCAAUAUCUUCCAUCAUGGGUCUGUUACCGUUGAUUUACCCGAGAUUGAAGUUCUAGCGAUGUCCUUUAAAGAAACACAGCGAGAAACUAGUUGAUAAGUUGAAUUGUAAAUAGUUUAAGCGAUAUGG